UUGAGGACCAGUCCAUUACAAGAUCUUAUCGCUCAGGAGUGUUCGUAACAAAUGGCUGUCAUGUUUGUGAGCUCAUUUAUUGGUGUUUUGUUUUUGCUAAUACAAGAAGUGGCCUUGCAAGACUUAUGUCACACAAAAUAUGGAGGGACGUGUGUGAAUUACUACUACAACUCCUGUCUAUCUGGAUACUCCUACACAAGGAAUGGGUGUGGCCUCCAGGAAAUGUGCUGCAUUCCUCCCAAGUUCCAACUGACCCCGCCCAUUCACUCCGGUCAGUGCGGACUGAGUACACCAGUGACUACACAUCAGUAUAAAAUAGUAGGCGGCACAAGGGCUCAGCCUGGCGAAUUCCCAUGGCAGGUAUCGAUGAGAUCUAACGGACACCACGUUUGUGGAGGAAUUCUGAUCGCUGACCAAUGGGUUUUGACUGCUGCUCACUGCUUCAACGAAAACAAAAACCCCUACGCGUGGACGGUGGUUGUGGGAGAGAAUGACCGUGCGGUGUUAGAGGGUCACGAGAUUCUAGAAAAAGUGGACACUCUAUUCGUUCACUCUCACUACAACCCAAGUCAGUACUUCAACGACAUUGCCGUCAUUAAGUUAGGGAAUCCCGUCCCUGCCUACACCGAAUACGUGAGACCAGUCUGCCUACCCUCAUCCAAUGACAGCUACGAUGGACUAAUUUGUACCAUUACUGGGUGGGGUGCUGCAUAUAGCGGCGGCCAUGGGACGCGGUCCCUGUACAAAGCUAACGUUCCUCUGAUUUCUAAUGCCGUCUGCUCCUAUCUGAUGGAUAGAACCAUACCAAACACUGAGGUCUGCGCGGGAAGGAAACACGGCGGUGUGGACUCCUGUCAGGGGGAUUCCGGUGGGCCUAUGGUUUGCAUCAAAGACGGCACGUGGAAUAUAGUGGGCAUCGUGUCGUGGGGGUACUCCUGUGCUGAGGCGUACCAGCCCGGGGUCUACACCAGGGUACAGUCCUAUCUAGACUGGAUUCAUCAGGUCAUGGCGUACUAUGGGGGACCUUCUCCGUCCGUCGUCGGGAAGAGACAUGUCAUCAACUACGUGUAACGGGAGUUGCCCGGUGGAAAAACGCGAAAUCACAUGUGUUAAAUAUUACAAAUAAAAGUUCAGAUUUUUACACUAGAUUGAUUGAUUGAUUGAAUAUUGUUUAACGUCCCUCUCGAGAAUAUUUCACUCAUAUGGAGACGUCACCACUGCCGGUGGAAGUUAUGACUAAGAUUGAUUUUUUUGGAACGAGGAAGCACAUUGAGGUACAAUUUAUAUAACGGGUUGUAGACUUUGACAACUUGUGUACAACCCGCCGAGGUCAGGGUAUGAAAAGCUGACCAAACUUCAAUCUUAAUCAUACAAAGAAAUAUUUCAGGUUCAGUGAGUCCUGAAAUUUAUUUUUAAAAAGACCUCAGCCUUAGACCACUGUUAUUUUUACCUCUUUGGGAGAGUAAAAUAUCUUGUACUCAAGAAAAGUUCAAUUCCCUUUAAACAAAGGUAUUUUGUGUGAACAUUGAUGUAAUUAGUCCAGUUGUCCUUCAAAAGAAGUCGAAAUUACGUCAGACAGCUAAGUUGAUGACAGAUAUGUAGAUUCAGCUGAAGCGAGCUAAGCAUUUUCCACCCUGCAUCCUGUGCAUGCUUACAUAAGUAUCUAUCAUCAGGAAGUUAAUAAAAAUGCUACAAACAAGGUAGCGUCCACUUUCUUUAUAGAAGGCAGCAGUGGAUAGACCUUGUUUAAACAAAUCUUGAAAAUUAUUUGAGUCUUAUAAAAGAAUCAACUUAGUAGAAUGAGAUCGCAGAAGAAUUCUCAUGUUUUCAAUUUUUAAUUAAUUUCAAAAGCAACAGCAAGACUAAACGUCAGUGUAAGAUUUAAUCCGAUUGUAUGAAUAGAUAUACGAAUAGACACAGUUAGACAUGCAUACAGGGCAUGUUGACGUGUUUUUUAAAUGAAAAUAAUCGUCUAAAGUAAAUCUAUAUAGAAUUGAUUUCUUAAUGCCUGUGUGCGUCAGUGUCGAAAUCAUUGAACCCUGCAUAAAAGCAAUCGCUGAUUUUUGCGUGUACUCUAACAUGCUGUUUAUUUAGACACACCUUUAAAAAUAAGGGUAUAAAAUCAGCAAUGCAUCAGUUUUAUAGACCCGUGUUUACAAAAUAAUUCCGUUUUAUCGACUGUGGGUUCUUUUUCCAACCGGGCACCUGCAAAUAUGUUUGAAAGGCAUAUUCUGGAUGUUAAUUAAAUCUAUCGAUGGAUGAUAUGAAACGCAAUGGAGGUUCCCUUGAAAAUGAUCGCAAAAAGAGCAGUGCCAUUGGAACACAGUCUUGUGAGACAAAGGACAACAAUUUGACCAAAAUGGCGAGUCGCCUUUAUCGAAGGUUAAAAACAGAAACAUUGGUGAUUCUGUUCGGUAGUGUGUGCUUUCUAUAUGUCUUGUACAUCACUCAAACAUUAAACAAAGCAGAUAUAUCUACAACACAACCAUGGAGAGGUGAAUACAUGGACACCCCUUUAAUAUUCAUCGCGGAAAAUUCCGAGGUUAUUUCGGUUCAGGAAAAACAAUAUCGGGCGUUGGAUACUCCAACUACCGCAUGUAAAUCCGAUCGGGUUCAAAAUGUGAUAAUUAUCGUGACAUCACCGUUGGAAGAUUACGCCCGAAGUGUUGUCAGAAACAGUUGGGUAUCCGACUUAUCGAAAAAUGACUCAAAUAUCGGUUAUCUUUUCCUUAUUGGAACGGGGGAAGAUUUUUGGAAUCCCGAACAUCAGGUAUUACAAUACAUGGAUAUUCUAAGCUUCAGUGUAAAGUACAGCAUACAGAAUACGUCUGAGCUUUUACUUCUCGGACUAGAAUGGGUUAUCCAGAAUUGCAAAGGCAUUAAGUACAUAACAAAGGUGCAUGGUGAUAUUUUUGUGAAUACUUUACGGUUUAACAUGUUACCAUCGGCACUUCCGGAUGCACAUUUCUUCGGUGGAAGUUGCAUGGGCGUAUCAAAACCCAACCGGAACAAAGUCUCUCCGUUUUACGUCACACGACGAGAAUACAAUUUAGAUAUCUACCCGCCCAUGUGUUCCACCGCUGCUUACGUCAUGAGUGUUGAUGUGGCGCGAAGUCUUUUCCAGGCUGUAGAUCAGGUCCCUUAUUUCCGUCUAGAGGAUGUUUACGUUGGACAACUUUUGUUCCAUCUUAAAAUUCUUCCGCGGAAUAUUGUCAAAUUUGUUGGGGAGAACUUAUCUGGGAAAGGAUGCCAUAACGAAUUUCUCAUAAUCCAUGAAGAAGAUUUAGAUCAUAUGACAAUGUCUUGGCGGCAAAUUACACGAUGUAAUUUGAAAAAUAGGAAUACUGAUAAGAAACUCGUAUUGACAUUUUCGGAAUUGAAAAAUUUUACGCGUACAUUUCAAAAUGAUCAUUGAAAAUUAUUCAAUUUUAGAUUAAAACUAAUUAUUUAUUAGUACUUAUUACGAUGUAUUCAUAAACAACAAUUACUAAUUUCAAGUAUGAACAUCAACGCUUUUCGCAAGGAGAGGAGAUACAUGUACGUUUUGCUAAUACAGUAUAAAGGAUUUACAUACAGAUUACAUAUGAUACGAUAAUUUGUAUUUUGUGUAGUGUUUAAUUUUGCCAUAAAUCCAUCAUCGCAAAGAUAUCCCCAGACGACCAUCAUUUUCUACGUUCACAGUUCAAGCAGUGGUAUUUGUUGAAUGUUUUUAAAAGUAUUGUCGAUAAUCGUGAAAACACCAAAUUAAAUAUCUUUUAUUUAUUUCUAAACAGUUUAAUUUUUCCAAUGCUAUAUAAAUAUUGUAUCCAG
Ostrea edulis (European flat oyster) is the source of this 3810-nucleotide messenger RNA. Its product is annotated as transmembrane protease serine 3-like. Gene Ontology annotation, cellular component: membrane. The transcript has 8 exons. Gene Ontology annotation, molecular function: hexosyltransferase activity; serine-type endopeptidase activity. Bases 52 to 1071 code for a protein of 339 amino acids. The record is from RefSeq and is a predicted model, not a curated record. Lineage: Eukaryota; Metazoa; Mollusca; Bivalvia; Ostreida; Ostreidae. Gene Ontology annotation, biological process: proteolysis.